Malassezia sympodialis ATCC 42132 is the source of this 1062-nucleotide messenger RNA. RefSeq lists its product as uncharacterized. Gene Ontology annotation, biological process: protein import into mitochondrial matrix. The coding region runs from base 1 to 1062 and encodes 353 amino acids. The record is from RefSeq and is a predicted model, not a curated record. Gene Ontology annotation, cellular component: TIM23 mitochondrial import inner membrane translocase complex. Lineage: Eukaryota; Fungi; Basidiomycota; Malasseziomycetes; Malasseziales; Malasseziaceae. The transcript has 2 exons.
AUGUCACUAUCACGCUUCCUCCGCGUGCCUAGCAUCCGACAGGCAGGAUGGACCCAUAGCUCCACCAUCUUUGAGCCUUUCUGCUUUCGACUCACGCGCAGCUUUGCCACGGAACCCCACCCGAAGCCGCAUGAGAAUCUUUCGAAAGAACAGGCUGAACUCUUGCGUUUGCUGCGCGAGGGUGAGAUAAAGUCAAGGGCUUUGCAGAAUGAGGUGCCUCUUGGACUAGCUGGUGAAGCCCUUCAGCAAGGGUCUAGAGUUGGACCGAGCAAGAUCGACAAAUGGGUCGGCCUGGGCAAAAAUUGGCAGGACCUCAGUGGUCGACAAAAAGAGCUCUUCGCUCGCAACAGCCCCACAGUCAUCUUCAAUGAGGCCUGCAAGCAUAUUCAAAAAAGUGACAAGGUGCAUGAAUAUCUGCUGGAACCAUACCGCUUCCAAACAUCAUUGACAACUACUCGCGCCGAUUUCUCUCCCUUGAACCCUCCGUCACACCCCCACCGUCCAUCUCAAACAGUGCACUCUAUGCGCUACGUGGAUCCUCGUACAGGGGCCGAAAAGCUGGUAAUGCACUUUUAUAUGGAGGCCCGUGACAAAGACCGCCCGCUCAGCUACUGGCAACACGUUCGCUCCGGAUUCUUGGAUGGGGCGCAGUGGCUUCAGCACAAGGCCUUGGAAAGCUACGAGACAGCGUAUGAAUGGUGGCAACAGUCGUCACAUCCUGACGAAUCGACUUUAUCUUCGUCGACGGUGGCUACGGACCCUAUAGCCACCCCUUCUGAGCCCUGGUGGAUCACGAAGAAGCUCCGAGGAUUGGUCCAUGGGGUUGGUCAAGUUAUCGGGAGCACAAACGAUGCCGUUGGCCUGUCCAAGCUUGACCUGGCUGCGGGUCUACGCCCUGAACCUGGUACGUUUACAGAAGGUGAGGUGCAUGUGGAACUCGUCAAGGACGAGCGCGGUGUGUACCAGUACCAGCGUUUCCACAUCGAUAUCCCUCAUUCACGUUCCCCCAUGUGCAGGCGGGUCUAUUUGGAUCGUCGCCGCGGAGAUUUGCCGACUAGGUAG